This is a messenger RNA of Gigantopelta aegis, 3647 nucleotides long. Its product is annotated as putative Kunitz-type serine protease inhibitor. The record is from RefSeq and is a predicted model, not a curated record. Lineage: Eukaryota; Metazoa; Mollusca; Gastropoda; Neomphalida; Peltospiridae. Gene Ontology annotation, molecular function: serine-type endopeptidase inhibitor activity. Bases 61 to 789 code for a protein of 242 amino acids. The transcript is spliced from 2 exons.
AAAAAAGUGUGUCCACACGGAAAACAAUGCGCCAUUCAAGAAUUGGUCUGGCCGAGAAAAAUGUCAUUUCCGGUCUGUGUGUUCGAACAGGAUAACCUCGUAAAAUCUAAAAUCUGCGAGUUACCCCCAGCUCCAGGGCACUGCAGGGCGCAAUUUCGCCGAUGGUACUUCAACUUAAACUCCCGAAAAUGUUCCUGGUUUACCUUUGGCGGAUGCAAGGGAAACUUAAACAAUUUUCGUUCAGAGGAAGCGUGCGUUAGCGCUUGUCUGGGAGGAAAGAAAGAAGUAGCGACAGCGUCAUCUCCGUUCGUCAUAAACGUGACCCCGAACCAACCCGAGUUGAUCAGACAACCGGAACUGCUUCCUGCGCCUGCGCCAGUCCCAUUACGAAUUGGACCGGAUACGGAACUCUCUGCCCUGAAUCUUAAAGACAUAGACGAACUAGAGUCUUCGGGAAUGAAGGAAUUUAAACUGAAACGAAAACGAGGUAAAGGGCGUGGCCGGAAACAUCACCGAUGCACCACGCGGAAAUGCAGAAACAAGAGCAGAAGAAGAAAGAAUCGAGUGAAGAAACCGAGGGCUGAACUGAGAAUGAAGAAAACCUCUUAUCGGCUGAAACCAGACAAAGUACAGAACGACCAGGGAAAUAUUGCGAUUAGAAUCAAACACAAAAAGAACAGGCACAAGAACCGGAGGAGAGGGAGGAAGCAUAAUUCUGUGGGGAAAGGGUCUUACUACGACAACAUCAGACUUUUCACUCUUUUGCACCACCGUCCCUUCUCACCCUGAACGUUCAAAGGUACAUAACUCUUGCCAGUCUAGACUGACCAACUUGCGCACUGAGACAAUAUUUGAAAGAAAAAGAAAAAAAAAAGGGAAAGAAAGAAAGUGAAGGUCACAUGACAUGAUUGUUAUGAUACACAACUUUGUGUCGUGAGUUUGAAUAUGGCUCAGGGAUGAUAUGGGUUUGUUUUUUGUUUUUUUAAGUAACCGGGUGUUAGUUUUGAUUGGUCUAACGCUGACCCAUCUUCAGCGAAACUGGUGCAUGUUUUGCAGAUGUGUUUUUUUCACUGGUACUUGGGAUAUGACGCGAUUUUUGGAUCAGGAAGACAAAUUAAUGGGGAAAACAACAAACAACAGUUUACAUACGGAAUCAUGUUGGUGCGAGGCGUAAAUAUAUUUUAAUUAUUACUGAAUUACCUGGUGACAGGCACUGAAUUAUCAAUUCCUCAUGUUAACUGAUGACCGCCAGAUAAUUUAAAUGGCGGCUGUCAGAUAAUUUAAACGGCGACUGUCAGAUAAUUUAAACGGCAACUGUCAAAUAAUUUAAUUUAACGGCGACUGUCAGAUAAUUUAAAUGACGACUGUCAGAUAAUUUAAAAGGUCGGCUGUCAGAUAAUUUAAAUGACGACUGUCAGAUAAUUUAAAUGGCGGCUGUCAGAUAAUUUAAUUGACGGCUGUCAGAUAAUUUAAAUAACGGCUAUCAGAUAAUUUAAAUGGCGACUGUCAGAUAAUUUAAAUGGCGGUUGUCAGAUAAUUUAAAUGGCGGCUGUCAGAUAACUAAAUGGCGGCUGUGGAAAUGUAUAUUCACGAGUGGCACCAACAACAUUCCGUAUUUACCAGAAAGCAAAACGGUAUAUGAUACACCUGGUCACAUUGUACCUAAUAUAUAACAGAAACAUAUACGCAGUGUUGGCCGAAAUGCUUAAAAUAUUAAAAUUACAACUUAAGUUUAUAUGAACAAAACAAUGCAGGGAAAUAUUACAGAAGCUAAAGUCAUUAAUUAAUAAAUAGAUAGCAAGAAAGCAUAACAAUUUGAAAAAUAAUGAAGAUAUUUUUAAAUUUUGGUUUCUGUUUAGUAAAACACAAUGGAACUAACCUCUUUUAAGACGGUUAGCCGUUUAAAUGGAGACCAGUCUGUACUGUGUUGACUUGGAUGUUUUGAAAAAUAUAAAAAUAUUCUCUUAAGAAUUGACACCAUUAGACAGCGGUGGACGUUUAAGAAGGUUUAGUUGUAACAUCUAGACCGACACAAAAGAAUAGUUACUUCCAAAUAGGUUCUACUUCAUACCAGGCCCGUAGGAGUCAGGAGGAGGGUGCCAGGAAGGGGGGGGGGGGGGGGGUUAUAUAAAUAUCUAUAACAUAAUCACACUUAUUACCACAAGGUUAAACAUAACUUGGUACAUAUCACAGUAAUACGCCCCACUACGACGCCAAGUGGAUGUAACACGUCGUUGAGUCAUCGAUUGGCGCACAACAUCCUUACAGGAACGUCGACCAAACGAGUUAAGUGAUAUAAAUUAAGAUCGAUUAUGGGUAAUAAAUGGGAUAUCAAACGAGCUUCAAUUUCGUAUUGUGUUUAUGUCCCUCGUGAAAUAAUUUUUUUUAAUUGUUAUUCGCUACAGCUCGUUACAGCUGUACAUUAUUUCACUCGGGUCAUAAACAUGAUACGAAAUGGAAGCUCGGGUCAUAAACAUGGUAGGAAAUGGAAGCUCGGGUCAUAAACAUGAUACGAAAUGGAAGCUCGGGUUAUAAACAUGGUACGAAAUGGAAGCUCGGGUCAUAAACAUGAUACGAAAUGGAAGCUCGUUUAAUAUCCUAUAAUUAUGAUUGAGAUACCAUGGUAUUCUACUUGUACAUUUUAGACCUCUGGAUUUCUUGAAAUAUCUUUGAACAUCUCAAGUUUCAGGGGUGAGUAAAUUAACAUUUUGCAUUUAUUGGACAUGGAAUUGUCUGUGUAACCAUAGCAGCAUGGCGAAUCACAGUCCAAUGAUACGUACGUGUACGAAGUAACAAAACUUUUUCUUUGAAAAGUAGGUGAAAUGGAGUGCGUGUUGUUGUGGGUGUUGUUUUUAAGGGUGUAUGUGUGUGGGUUGAAGGGUACGCCAAAUAAUGUUUGAUCCCUUUCCACCAACGUCCCUACAGGCCUGUGUACUGAAAGGAAAAGUAACCUCGCUGAUUAUUGUACAUAUAUUUAGUUUUAUUAGAUAUUAAUCUACUAGUAGAGUUGCCCAGUCAUGGGCCACCCCUUCUUGUUGCUGUACUGUACAUGUGUUAAUAUAAAACUAUGUUACUUGAACAAUAUUUAGUUUAAACGGCAGCCCACCAAUUAUUUAAUCAUUGUUUUAUAUUGUGUUAAUGUUAGUAUAUUUAUUUUGUCCAUAAGUCGUUUGUAAAUAAUGUUAUGUUGAGAUUAAAAGACACGUUUUGUGAAACCUAUUUCUAGGAAGUUUACUCCCGAAAACAGCUUUAGGUAUAAAAAGUGGUGUGUUUCCGGUAUGUCUUCCCUCCCAUCCACACCAAAACCUUUCCUGUCCUGGACGGAGGAGCCGGCAUGGCCCGACACCUACGCCCAUGACAGGCGUGCGCUACAACAGCUUGCUCUGCAUGUCCGCCUCAAGCCCUACGACCUGACCUAACCUGACUUGACCUGACCUGGCAUGACUUGUUCUGGGUAGGUCGGCUUUUUCUACAUAUAUUUUGAAACCCAUUUCAAAUCUUAGAUAUUUGUUCGGUCUUACGAAAUAUAUUACUGUAAAGUUGUGUUGUAAUAAUAAAAUCACAACACACACACAGAGAGAGAACAGACACACACACACACACACACACACACACACACACACACACACAACACACACACACAACAC